UAUUCGAAAGGAGAGUCCCAGAGGUACUGACGCCUAUAUGCGAGUGUGGAGAGGGGCGAGAGACUGUCGAACACCUUGUGAUGUGGUGCUUGGCCCCACCGUUGACUCGAAGAUGGGAGAGAGCCGAAAUCAGAACGCGAAGGGACUUUUAUUCUGUCCUACAGGGAAUCAGUCCCAAAGCUGCACGGCUAACGGGGAGGAUCCUGGACUGGCUGAUGGACUCGGGGAAACUGCCGAUGUACGGUCUGGCCAGGAGGCUGGAGCUGGAGCUCGCAGUCUGAUACCCGUUACAUUCGAAGGCCAAGAGGCCUUCCCACUUUGUAUUUGCAGGAUCGCACACUGAUCGUUUCCUUGAUUGUCGAUAUGGGUUUUUCACCCGGCCCACGAGGGCGCGGUUUUCCUGUAUAGUAAGUUUGUUGAAGGUCCGGCAAGCCCAAGGGCACAG
This is a messenger RNA of Parathielavia appendiculata, 445 nucleotides long. RefSeq lists its product as uncharacterized. NCBI's taxonomy places the organism in Eukaryota, Fungi, Ascomycota, Sordariomycetes, Sordariales, Chaetomiaceae. The record is from RefSeq and is a predicted model, not a curated record. Bases 113 to 343 code for a protein of 76 amino acids. The transcript is spliced from 2 exons.